Messenger RNA from Solenopsis invicta (red fire ant), 2793 nucleotides. RefSeq names its product glycerate kinase. NCBI's taxonomy places the organism in Eukaryota, Metazoa, Arthropoda, Insecta, Hymenoptera, Formicidae. The record is from RefSeq and is a predicted model, not a curated record. Gene Ontology annotation, cellular component: cytoplasm. Bases 419 to 2536 code for a protein of 705 amino acids. Gene Ontology annotation, biological process: protein phosphorylation. The transcript has 3 exons. Gene Ontology annotation, molecular function: glycerate kinase activity.
GAGGUUAUACCCCCUGGCUUUUACAGAGAACUUCGAUAAAAAAUAAUUUGUAAAAAGUGAAAAAGAAUUCGGUGCUGUACGUUAAUAAUUCAGUUUAUUUUUCAUUGUUUCUGCGUGUCAAGCUAGACUAAUUAUAUAUCUAUGUAUAACGUCUCGUAUGAAAACUUAUUUAAACUGCAAUUUGUCAUCUCGAAAUACUCUCCGAGGUAUUAAAUAAUUGCGUAACAAAAUUAUAAAAUCGUAUUUUGCGAAACUCUGAAAAAAAAUCAUGACCGUUCAAUUUGAACGUCUCAUAUAACACUUGACGUGGAACGUAGUAGUGUAAAAACAUUGAUAAAAAAAAUAAAGAUGCCGCGGUGUUAUCUCUCGCGGAGAAUCUCAUGUCACGCGUCACUGAUGCAUCUAAUAAUCCAUAAUAAUGCGAUGGAGAAUAAUAUUCCACAAGCUUAUUUCACACAACAGUCGUUUGGUUACUUUUCGUCCUAACCUCCUGAAAAUUUCCAAGUGUACAAAUUCAAAUCGCGGUAUGGCAACGGACACGAAAUUCCUGUCGGAGUCGAGGACCGAUCUGAAAGAUAUCUUCCGUGCCGCUGUGAAAGCGGUGUCACCGAGCGAGAUCAUAAGGAGACGAGUGAAACUUCGAGGUAACGCUCUCCACGUCGACGAGAGGAGCUUUCCGCUCAAGGGGGACGUUUACCUCGUCGGAUUCGGCAAGGCGGUCAUGGGAAUGGCCGUGGAGCUCGAACGAGUGUUUGGUAAUACUCUGAAGAGAGGUAUCGUCAGCGUACCGAGUGUGUCGCGUGACGAUAUGUGGGCCUUCGAAGAUAAAUCCAGCUUUCCUAGGUUGCACGACAGUAGGAUAAUCUAUUGCGAAGGUGGUGUUAACAAUCAACCCGACGACAGAUCGUUGGACACCACGCAUAACAUCAUAGACCUGGUGGAAAAGCUGACCGCAACUGAUACCCUUAUAGUAUUAGUGUCAGGUGGAGGCUCUGCGUUGCUGUACAUGCCAAGGCCCGUCCUGGAUCAGGAAGACAAGUUGGAACUCUGUAAAAGGCUUCAAAACGCAGGUGCCGACAUCACAGAGCUUAACACCGUGAGGAAAAAGUUAUCUUUGGUAAAGGGUGGUGGUUUGGCACGUAUGGCCUAUCCCGCGUCUGUUAUUACGUUGAUAUUGUCCGAUAUCGUCGGCGAUCCUAUAGACUUGAUCGCCAGCGGUCCUACUGUUUAUAGUCCAAGAGCACCGAAGCAAGUCAUUGCUAUAUUGAAAAAGUAUAACUUGUAUCAGUCACUAGAGGGUGAUUUAAAGAAAGUCAUAACAUCUAAGGAGAAGUUUAAUGACAAACCACUGUUAAAUCCGGCCAAACAGUUCAAACACGUAACAAAUAUAAUUCUAGGGAACAAUAGAACGGCUCUUGAAGCUGCGAGCCUUGAAGCUUUGCGCAAAAAAUUGACUCCGAUAAUAUUAAGAAAUGAUAUUACAGGAAAUGUACAGGAAGUUAGUUUAGCAUAUGCUCAUCUAACAAAUCUGAUAUGUCUAGUUUUGCUAAAUGAGAUUGAGAAAGAAGAAUUUUACGAUAGAGUACGGACUAUGUCAAUACUUUCAUUGCCUAUUAAUAAAGUCGAUGAAAUCUUUCGUCAUAUUACUAGCAAUCUUAGUGGUAUAGUUUUAAUUGGAGGAGGAGAGCCAACGGUUGUAGUGACGGGUCAAGGAAAAGGCGGUAGAAAUCAGGAGUUAGCUUUACGUUUUUCAUUAGAUUGGUUAGCAAAAAUUAAAAGUUACCCCCGACUUACUGAGUAUGAUGUAAUUAUGCUCAGUGCGGGCACUGAUGGUCAAGAUGGUCCCACUGAUGCAGCGGGUGCAUUUGGUUAUCCUGCCAUCGCACCUGUGAUGCAUGAUUUUUACUCAAAACUUGAAUCUAUGAUUUCUAAAGAAAAUACACAGACUGAACAACAAAUAAUGGUAGAUGGAAAAACUCUGAUCAAUCCAUGCAAACAACAGCAAACAAAUAGACAUCUAACAAAGUUCAAUAUUGAACCAAAGGAUCAAGAUUCUGAUAAUGUAACUGAAGAGUUUCCUGGAGAAGAUAUUAAUGAACAUAUCAAUGAAUUAAUAUUAAAGACAAUGGAAGCGGAACGCAUGUUACCUGAAAAUGUUCUAAAAGAAAAUGAUACGUACAAUUUUUAUUCACGCUUCAAAAAAGGGGCGGAUUUGAUUAAAACAGGAAAAACCGGUACCAAUGUUAUGGAUUUACAUUUUAUUUAUAUCAAAAAACGUCAGUGCAAGUGUGAGAUUGAUUCAUCUGAUAAACCAAUAUAUGAAGAUAUCUUGGACGUACAUGAUUUACAUAUUGACGCAUCGACUAUUGAAAAGUACAAGACUACACGUGCUUCUUUAAAAUUUGACAAAGACAGACUUUUACAAAUUCCAUCUAUUGAAGCUAAAGAGGAAAAGAAAUCAUUUCUUAACAUAAAAAUCAUUGAUGAAAAUUUUAGAGAUUCGUGCUACAAUAAAAAAGAGCACAAACUGGAUUAAUUGAAAAAUAUAUAAAGAAUACAUGUAUGAAAAAUUUUAUAUUAUUGCAUAAUUACGUAUAAUUGUAUAUAUAAAAUAAAUUAUAUGUUUGAUAAUAUUUCUUUGGAGGAAAAUGGAUGAAUUUUAAAUAUUGCAAAUUUUUAAAUAUAUAUAGAAUACUUCAAUUAUAUUCGGUGUCAAAGGCACUGCUUAAAAAUAAAUCUCUUAAAUGAUAACAUUUGCUACAUAACAUAUCCAUUAUGCUUGAAAAUGUGACA